Molecule: messenger RNA, 900 nt
Organism: Micromonas commoda
Lineage: Eukaryota; Viridiplantae; Chlorophyta; Mamiellophyceae; Mamiellales; Mamiellaceae
Exons: 2
Coding region: 160-840 (226 amino acids)
Biological process (GO): late endosome to vacuole transport via multivesicular body sorting pathway; vesicle budding from membrane
Cellular component (GO): multivesicular body
Source: RefSeq, a predicted model, not a curated record
GCCGGGACGAACCCCGUGGGUUCGGACCGUCCCAGAAGCGUCUCGGGUGGGCGUAUCGGCUCUUACAGACGCGCGAACGAGGCAUCGCGCGUGCCCGCGGACGCCGCGAGGAGCGUUCGCGAGCGUUCAUCACGCGAGUAGGCACCGGAUCGUAGGAAAAUGAAGAGACUGUUCGGCGUGAGGAAGGAGAAGGCGCCGCCGCCCUCGCUCGACGACGCGGCGGGCUCGCUGGACAAGCGCGGCGCCACCUUGGACGACAAGAUAAAGCGCCUCGACGCCGAGCUCGCCAAGCACAGGGAUCUCAUCCGCCGCGCCAGACCGGGACCCGCCCAGGAAGCCGCCAAGCGCAGAGCCCUCACCGUCCUGAAGCAGAAGCGCCUGUACGAGUCCCAGCGCGAGCAGCUGUACAACCAGCAGUUCAACGUCGAGCAGGUUUCAUUCGCCGCGCAAUCCGCCAAGGACACCGCCGUGCAGGUCGCCGCCAUGCAGCACGCCAACAAAGACCUCAAAGCCCAGUUCAAGACCAAGGCGUUCGACAUCGACGCCAUCGACAGGAUGAACGACGAGAUGGCGGACCUCAUGGCGAUGAGCGAGGAGAUCCAGGAGACGCUCGGUCGUAGUUACAACGUCCCGGAUGAAAUCGACGAGGCGGAGCUCUUGGGCGAGUUGGACGCUCUGGAGGCGGACAUGGCGCUGGAAGAGGCGGGGGAAGAGGUGCCGAGCUACCUGCAAGACGAGGCGCUGCCGGACGCGCCGGACGGCGUGGUGGAGCCGCUUCCGGCGGCGCACGACGGGCCCAUCGCCAACCAACAAACUGCGCAGAGGACCACGGCGUCGUGAACUGACACUUGCGGGGUUCUUGAAAAAAAAUAAGAUUUACCGGUGUACCGUCACCCCAGC